UGAAUGUUGUUUUCAUAUGAAAAUUAUCAUCAUUCGGAAUUCGGUUUUUGGUGGAAAAUUUGGCUAAAGAUUUUUGAAUAAUUCUGAAAAAAAUUGAAUUAUAUAAACAUGGUUCUAGCAUCAUUACAACGUAUGGUUCAUACGGCAAUCAAACAAACAAAUACAAAUUGUCGUAUUUGGCAAGGAAUGAUUUCGUUGGGAACUGUUGGUGUUUCACAUCAAUAUCAACAGUUACGUUUGAAAAGUAAAAUUGGUUUUUGUGGCUAUUUGGAACAUGCUGAAUUUAAAAAACGUGAUAUUCGUUAUCAAACAUCAACAAGACAUGAUCCAAAACGUAUAUCAUGGCAUGAUUAUCAAAUACGUUCAUGGAAAGCACGACAUUCAAAAAAACCAUAUCCAUAUUGGCAAGCUAAAAUGGAUUAUGCUGAAAAUCUUUGCCGAUUAGGAAUGUCCGAUUGGUCAAUCAAUCAGAUAACACAAUUACAUCCACAUUGUAUACAAUAUUUAAAACGUAAAAUUUCUGGAAAUGUUGUACUAUUACGUGAAGCAGAAUAUUCAAAUUAUGUUAAUCAUCGUACAGGUGAACGUUAAAUCAUCAUCAUUGUAAUAAUAAUUGUAAUUUUUAAUAUAUAAAAAAUGGAACAAUUAAUUAAUUAAUUAAACAACAACAAC
This is a messenger RNA of Dermatophagoides pteronyssinus (European house dust mite), 672 nucleotides long. RefSeq lists its product as uncharacterized. The record is from RefSeq and is a predicted model, not a curated record. Lineage: Eukaryota; Metazoa; Arthropoda; Arachnida; Sarcoptiformes; Pyroglyphidae.